This is a messenger RNA of Puntigrus tetrazona (Sumatra barb), 2748 nucleotides long. It is a transcript of the gene doc2a, whose product is annotated as double C2-like domains, alpha. Bases 559 to 1827 code for a protein of 422 amino acids. The transcript has 12 exons. NCBI's taxonomy places the organism in Eukaryota, Metazoa, Chordata, Actinopteri, Cypriniformes, Cyprinidae. The record is from RefSeq and is a predicted model, not a curated record.
CAGGAAAUGGAAUUAACCAUCUUGCAAGUGAAAUUGUAGCACAUGUGGCUCAGUCAAAACACACUUCAUAUUUCCCGUUCCAUCCAUUCCAUCGUUUUCCUUCCAUGGCGCAUUCUAACAAAUCUCUCCUCCUCUCUUCCAUCCUUCCCUCCCUCUCUCCCAAAUGCUUCAUCCUCCACCUCUUCUUCACAUUUCUUCAUGUGUAAUCCUAUAGAUUCUCUGAUGUUAUGCUACACACUCACUCCUCUCGGGCUCUUGUCCUCCUCCUCCUCACUCUCUCUCUCUCCCUCUCUGUCUCUCCCUCCCCCUCCUCUUCUCUCUCUCUCUCUCUCUCUUUCCCUUCCUCUAUCUCUUUCUCUUGCACCACCUGUUAGUGCAGACCCCUGUGCUUUGGAAUUCACUUGUUUAUGAGGGAAUCUUUCACACUCACACAAUCAAAGCUCGGCUCGGGAGCGAGAAGAGGAGGUCGGAAUUGAAAGUGCGCUGUGGCACGCGAGUCCGGCAUCUCAGGAACAGUUUUGACAAGCCAGGUCAAUUCAUCGCAGUCUCUAGAGCUCUAUGACGGUGCGUAAGGGAAAAAAGCUCACCAUCUCCAUCCAGGAACACAUGGCCAUAGACGUCUGUCCCGGCCCCAUACGUCCAAUUAGACAGAUCUCUGCCUAUUUCCCUCGACUCUCCCCGACCGCUGAGCCUGUCUCUCCUAACCCUGCUUCUCCUCUGGCUCUCAGCCCGGGGCUUGGGGCCUCUGGAGGACCGAGCGGAGGUCUCCUGUCCCCUCUGCAGGCAGGGGCCAGGGGAGGCGGAGGCACUCUGUCAGCAGCGAGCAGCAUUGAGACAUCGGUGGACAUCUGCAGCUCAGACAGCGAUGACAGUACUGCGCUGGGGACGUUAGAAUUUGAACUGAGGUAUGAGAGAUCAACCAGUUCACUCCACUGUACCAUCAUCAGAGCCAAGGGUCUGAAACCUAUGGAUUUUAAUGGCUUGGCCGACCCUUAUGUCAAACUUCAUCUUCUGCCAGGAGCAUGUAAGGCUAACAAACUGAAAACCAAAACUGUACGCAAUUCUCUAAAUCCUGUUUGGAAUGAGACUCUCACUUACAUUGGCAUCACAGAGGAGGACAUGCUCAGGAAGACUCUGAGGUUAUCGGUGUGCGAUGAGGAUAAACUGACUCACAAUGAGUUUAUUGGAGAGUCUCGUGUGGCCCUGCGACGUGUGAAACCAGACCAGACCAAGCGUUUCUACACCUGUUUAGAACAUCCACCACCUCUUCCCUCUCCUACAGCCAUGGGAGCAGCACUGCGAGGGAUUUCCUGUUACCUACGAGAGUGGGAGAACGAACAGUUGACCAGUUUGGAAGAGAGGGGCCGCCUGUUGCUCUCGCUGCAGUUUCUGCCUCCACCUGCAGAGGGUGAAGCAGAAGGCCGGCGAGGGGGCCUGUAUGUCGGAGUGCUGCGCUGUGCCCAUCUGGCAGCCAUGGAUGUCAACGGCUUCUCGGACCCCUAUGUAAAAAUAUACCUGAAGCCAGAUGUGAAGAAGAAAUCCAAACACAAAACGGCAGUGAUUAAAAAGACCCUUAACCCAGAAUUCAAUGAGGAGUUCUUCUAUGAGAUUCCUCUAUCCGAACUGGUCCAUAAGACACUGGAGGUCACAGUAUGGGACUAUGAUCUGGGAAGAUCUAACGAUUUCAUAGGUGGCGUGUGCCUGAGCUGUCACGUCCAAGGAGAUGCUCUUCGCCACUGGAUGGACUGCUUGAGGAACAAGGGUCAAAGGGUGGAGCGCUGGCACAUUCUGGCCAAUGAGCUGCCUCAGACCACCUGCCAUGAUUGAGGAAGAAUCCUGCCAGGAACGAGGAGAUCAGUCAUGAUAGGUUAAUGGAUUUGAUUGAUAUGAGGUGGACAUGGAGAUAAUUAUAUGAGCUAAGUAGGGGCCAAGAUGCUGGAAGUAAAUUACACACUUUGUGCUGUUUAAAAGGAGAGUGGAGGAUGGGCCACCAGUCGUCUUCUGACUUGGUGUCACUCAAAGCGAGUCCCCGCCCCUUUCACCCGAUUUUCUCUUGCGCACUCAUUGCUGCACGUUUUCUACACAUUUUGUAACGUUGAAGUGUAUUUUACUCUUAUGAAAUCUUGUGUAGCACAACUCUCUUUUUUGAUUAACAAUGUAUUUCAAUGUUCAGUGCUUUCGUAACGCUUGCAGACAGCGCAUCUUUGACAAUAUAAGGGGGUGCAUGUAAACUGCCUGCCAUUAAUGCAUCAAAGCGAUAAACACAUGGUACCGCCUUGACAAAAUGGGAAGGUCCUUAAGGGCCAGUCCUCUCAAUGUUGUCAAUCAUAUUUGAAACAAAUACAAUUUCAUCAGGAGCAGGUUUCUGUGUACUGCUAACAAAUAGACUAUCCAUUUUGUAGCAUGAUGCAAUGUUUACAUUUUUUACUUUGCACCAGCUGUGUUUUCCAAGGUCUCAAAUUUGGCGGUUUUCAAUUUCCAGUUGUUCCUUUUCUUUAAAAAGGGGUUUUAUGGACAUGCUACAAUUUGAUAUCGCGUACGUUAACUACUUGAUAUAUUUUUGGAAUCAAAUGUUUAUAUGUGCCGUAUUCUAGGACUAUCUGGAGUGCGUCUGCAUGUGUACGCGUGUGUGUCGUCUGGUUGUUUUGUACCAAAAAAAAGUGCUGUAUUCUUGAGGGUUUGUGGUUUACAUUUCUAUAAGUGCUUAUGUACAAAUUGGAAAUACAUUUGAAAUGCAUUGCUCUUUAA